Messenger RNA from Porites evermanni, 6706 nucleotides. The record is from the annotation of a GenBank genome assembly. NCBI's taxonomy places the organism in Eukaryota, Metazoa, Cnidaria, Anthozoa, Scleractinia, Poritidae.
GGUGACCUCUCAUUGACCACUUUUGUUAAAUUACAUUGUAUUGUGUGUCGCUACGAUUGCGGAAUAAUUACAACUCCUGAAUCUUAGAUCACUUACUACCCUAUCUUGCUGUUUAGCGAACGCUUGCUAAAAUAUUACACGUAAUAGAAGCGAAAGACCAACAAUGGCUAGUGAAGACUGCCUCCAGGUGAGUAACAACAAUGAUAUUUUGUGCUUUUAAUUUGGUGAUUUAUUUUGCGACGGAACGCUUUAACGUGAGCCCAGACGUUAGCCACUACAAUUCCAUCGAAAGCGCACCUAGUUUACAAUUAAUGCUGUGCACGGCGGUAAAUCAAAAUCUGCAAAAGCCCGUGCGACUAAAUUAAUGUAACUUAUCGAAAUGACUUGACGAUUCAAUGGUACAUGGAAAAUAUAAGGUAUAAGAAGACAGCUUCCCUGUGGCUUGCACGCUUCAGUGAUGAAUAAAGGUCAUACUAAUCAUUCUACGUUCCAGUAAAACAGAGUAAAAGGAUAACUCCAUUGCCAAAGACUGACUGAUCUUGGAAACUUAGUCUUUCUUUUCAUGCUUUGCCAGCUGUAGAAUCAGUUGUCUGGUGUCGUUAAAAUGUUGUAAAAUUUUCUUCCUCUUUCUAGCUGUUAACCCUUUUGUGUUAUGAUAUUAUUUCUGAAUGCACCAUAUUACCGCCCCAAAGGUAGCGACUAACUCCAUGUCUUAUUAAAAAACGGCUACCUAUCCAUCGGAAAACUUUUAUACCAACCUUGUGAAAGCCACUAACCGAAAUACUAAUAUAAUGGCUACUUUGGAUCGGAAUAUCCAGCAAUCAAAUACCGGUUAGAUCGGGUUUCAAUACGCACACUCCUUCAAGCAAGUCUAAGGCUCACGUUGUGUUACAUGGAAAAGGCAAUAUUUGCGCUUUGCCCGAUUAUUCCAAAAAAUAAAAAAAAAAUCGAUAGCCUUUUUUGCCUUAAAAUUCUUGACACCAUCUGUUGCGGCAGGAACGCGUGACAAAGCUCUAAGACCGUCUGCGUGGAAGGCAAAGACCAGAAGGAUGUUUUCAAUGCAGAACUGUAUAAUAGCAAUAGGAGGUCUUCCGUAAACAGCUUUAGCUAUGAAUGAUCUUUUUCAAAACAGUUUGCAGUCUAUUUCUGUCCUUUUAUCCUUAGGCAGGAGCCUUUCUUAAGAUUUCCUGAGAUUUCGCAGAUUUUUCACGUAAAUGUGUUAGUGGAGUCAGGUUUUGUGUCAUGUACUGCAACUUAUUCUUAUCAAAAUGUGACCAUCCGCACAUUUUUGGGAUCUUUUUCAUCCAACUUUCUGGAUAAUGACACUAUAUCCGGAACGCUUUUGCAUGUUACAAAAAAGGCCUUUCGCUGGAUCACUCGUAAUGAACUUUCAGACUGGCAAUUCAUUUCUAAGAAAUCGUUUUAUUAGGGAUAAUAAAGGAUAUAGAAAACUUUCUGGUCAAUCUAAAGAGACAUAUCCUGCGAGAAGGGGCUUAUGGUGUAUUUCCGGCAUGGCUUUUAGGAGUUAGGAAGCCCUUCUCGUCGCUGCCAGUCGCGUAGUGUUUUGUUGAAACUUUCCCUCCUCCGUCCAAGAUAAAGUUGUCUCUCCAUCAUCCCCUCCAAGCAAUGUUGUGUCACUGUUCAAAACACAGGCACCCCAAGCUCAAUAUGAGAGUACGUGCGGUUGCGUAAUUUUCAAAAUGGUCGUCAACAUAAAGGAUUUGUAUGGGAAUUCAGGCAAUAGAUUCGAGAAAUAAAUACUCGCAGUUAUUUUCAAUGAAACAAGCUUUAACUUAUUUACUUGGUGUGUUCCUGCUUCCUGUGUGGUUAUUUUGCCCAUCGGUUGCGAUUUAAGCGAUUUCCUUUAUCCCGAGUUUGCACAAGAGGAAAUAGCUUAAAUCGCGACGGAUCGGGAAAAAAACCACACAGGAAGCAGGAACACACCAAGUAAAUAAGUACUGUCAUUUAUUGUGACUAAGAAGAUCGAUUUCAAACUCUUCGAUUUGACUUCUAUAAUUUUUCUUUGUUCCACAGGAGGAAACAAAUGCAAGGCGUAAAAACGCCUUGGGACUUUCUUAUGUCAUUGAUGAAUGCCCACCAUGGUAUCUCAGUAUUGUCCUGGGAUUUCAGGUAACCUCGGCGGUACAUAAGCAACUAAAACCAAUCGAGACACGACACAUCACCACGUCAUGGCCAUAUCUUACGCAUGGGCCCAGCCAUGCGACCAUCCCUUCUCGUUCCCAAACCCCUUGUUGCCUUAAGCUGGUAAGGAGCCGUUCCUUAUCUGGUGGAGCGGACAAGAGACAGUUGAUGCUGAUCAAAGGAUCGCAGCAUCUGGGAUCGACGUAAGAGAUGUGUCGUAUCUCCGUCCGUCUCCCGAAUCUCGCCGCCUUGACAACGGCGUGCAUGAGUCCACACCGAGACAAAUGACAAAAACAUACAGAAGUUUUUUUUUUUAUCUGUUUUGCUCCCGGGGGAGGGGGUACUUUAGGAAUUUUUGGGUGGGGGUAUGCCGUUGGGACCCUGGAACCCUUAGCCUCCACCAGAGCUAGUUCAGCUGAAAUUUGCUAACUUUUUCUAGAGUAAACUCCCUAAAUCCCCCCUAUCCUAUAGUAGCUUUUAGGCUGAGUUGCGUAAAUUAAAUUUGCCGAUUUGAUUUUUUUAUAUUUUUGAGUGGCAAUUCCACGUUUCCCUAGUCUAGACUAAAAUCUUCAACCAAUUGAUCAGUUUCCAGGAAAAUAAUACCCUAUUCUAGACCGAAACUCUCUGAUUUAUAUAUCCUAUCCCAGAGUAAACAGCUUAAAAACCAUACCCUUCACAGCGGCACAGGCCCAUAUAUGGCAUUUCCCCCCCCCCCGGGGGGGGGGGGUUUGCUACGGUUUUUCUUUGAGUUUAUCGCUUUCAUUCGCUGGAAAUCGAAAUUUUACAUGUAAUUGUAACGUUCAACUGCACUUGUGAGUCUUUACAGAACGCCUCGUAAAUGUCAUGGUGUGCCGCCGUUCGACCAAACACAAUGUUGUUAAAGACAGAAUUAAAUUAGCUUGCUAGCAACCCCUCCAUAUUUGGGGGAGUCGCGAGAAAUCACGCGAGAGCAGCACGCGAAAGGAGAUCUUCGCCACUCGCACGCGCGUCCUUUCGCGGCUCGCUUCGUUCGCUAUCAAAGGCGAGCUGGCUCGCAUGCUUAUAUUAAAUUGUUCUUUUCAUUUUUUAGCAUUACUUAACCAUGUUUGGUUCAACGCUGGCCAUUCCUCUUGUAUUAGCAAAGCCAAUGUGUUACGAUCAGAAUCCUCUGGCCACCAGUGAGAUAAUCAGUACUAUAUUCUUUGUUUCUGGCCUCUGUACUCUUUUGCAAACAAUCUUUGGAAACAGGUAAGAGGUAUCAUAGAACAGCUUAUCGAUGUUGUUUUUUUUUGCGUUGUUUUAGUUUCGAUUUUCGCCGUUCUCUCGGACUCGGUCAUGCUCCUACACGAGAAGAGGGAGGGGAGGAGCGAGACUGGGCUCAUUUUCCGAGAAAAGUAACAAUGUGACAAAUGUAUAUGAAAUAAAUCGCUUCCAUCCAUAGUUUGCCAUUAUCGUCAUUAAGCUGAAAAGUUCUUCAUUUAGGGCCUAUUUAUAUGGAGGUGAAGGACCCCAGAUAGGUGAGGUAACAUUUGGCGGGUCACCCCACCUAUCAUGUAAACGUGAUCAAAUUAAAAUGACAGAUUAUACGAACAGGAGAGUUACCUCAAAUACCUUGGGUCCCCCACCUUCAUGUAAACAGGCCCUUAAUGUUGUCUAGAGUAAAGAAACUUCACCGUGAUUUGUUACACUGGUAAAUUUUAUCACUUGUUUGCCCCCUGAGAAAACACGUGACAUAGCUUUUAUCCCAUCAGUCAUUAAGCGCGUGCAAAGAUGGCGAGUAUCGUGAAUAACACUAAUGAAUGUACAUCGCUUAGCAGCUCCUCUUAUCCUAAAAAGUAUGAAAGUUGUUACGUGCAAGAACACAAAGGUCUCUUGUAGCCUGCGAGCAAGCUCUCCGGGGUGCUCUGGCGGCAAGGCGGGAAAAGGAAGGAAAGCUUACAACUACGUUUCUGGAAUUUGAAUAUCUGUAUCGAAAAAGUCGAUGCGAAAUGCCGAUUGGCGGAGAUGACAUUAGUAAUGACGUCAUUACCCUUGCCACAAGUUUUUCAAUGUUUGCUCACAUUCGCGCUUGUUUCCGCCUCGCGCUGAUUGGCGGAAAUCUGACAGCUCAGUCGACGGGGAGCCACAGGGGGAUUGGAGGUGGAAUUGAAAUUCCAGAGACGUGGAAUUCAAAUUCCAGGAACGUAGUUGCAAGCUCUCCUUCAUUUUCCCCAGCCGCCGCCAGAGCCCCCCGGAGAGCUUUCUCGCACGCUAGUUCUCUUGGUAAGGGAGAAGCUUUUGAGGCUUAAAAGUCCUUCAUUUCUUGGUUAUCGUUUUUGCUAAUUCUCAUCUCUCCAUUGCCCCCACCCUCUUAGCGGGGGAAAUAAUUCUGAGACUAUACAACUCGUGUGAGACCUUAAGUUCACUUACAAUUCGAGAAACCAUAAGGAUUUUAUCACUUGCCGUUUCUAACUGCAAGUAGAGGGAAAGGCUCCUUGAUUUUAAAUAAACAGAAAUCGCCAUUCAUUUAGUCAAGUCUUUUUUGAAUUUCAUUAUUACAGUCUUAUGUUCAAACUCUCUUGCCUCACUCAGGCUUCCCAUUGUGCAAGGCGGCACCUUCUCGUUCCUUACUCCAACCAUUGCUAUUCUCAGUCUUCCUAAAUGGCAAUGCCCAUCAUCCUCUGCACCGACAAUGACACCAACAGGUAACAUACGCAUAGAGCGGUUUUCACUUGACUGUCGUAAAACCAAAACCAAAGUAAAUACACUAGCCAACCAAAGGGCGUAGUAAAACCAAAACCAAAACCAAAACUAAUCCCUUUCGACAGUCAAGUGAAAACCGCUCUACUACGCCCUUUGGUUGGCUAGUGUAUUUACUUUGGUUUUGGUUUUACGACAGUCAAGUGAAAACCGCUCUAUACUGAUCCAAGAUUUGUUAUUACGAAAUGUGAACAAAGUAUGGAAAUGCUUCUAAAGCGCAAACUACCUGAUCUGAAGCAAGCAAGGGUCUUUAUUUUAUUUUAGCAGCUUUUAUGAACACAGGCCUGCCCAGAGGGAAUGGGCAAGAAGGGGACUCAUGUCCCAUUCGAGGUGCCAUCCCUACUCAAUCCCACAACAGGGUUGACCACACCACCGGGGUCUACGUCCCCUACUCUUUUCGAACAGUGGUGUGGGUUCUUUUAUGUCCCACGAGAACAGAUUAUUGAAAGUGCUGUGAGACGGGACCUACGGUCUCUCGUCCUUAUCUCGAGGAGAGAGAAAAAUGACCCGACGGACUUCCUAUCACGCAUGCUCUGUCGUUUCUUUAACAACCAGUUGCGUGUAAGUCACGUGCGUCAGAACGUACAAAACCUCUGUUCGCAAUAAAAAUGUGAGCCUAGAAAUUUCCUCUGUAUAGUCUUUACAGGGGCAUACAAGAUUCCGAUUAACGUUGAUGUUGUCAGAAUAUAAUCGUGAGGCAAAGUGUUGCUUAUGACGGAAAUUUACAGUUAAGAUGAUGACGAUGCUAGCGCUUGGGACGACGGUGAUCAACCAUAUUAUUUAUAGAGAUUUGGAGUCUCGUUUACGGCAAACGGCAGACGGCAAACGUGAAUUUGUGCCUUAUGACCAAGUUAAGGUUUCCCCUUAUUUGUCAAAAAACACGUAAGUAGUUCGACGUCGUUUUCAGCCAUUAGAAUUGUUAUAGACUGUUUUUGUCUGCUCAUUUUCUAUUUUGAGAAAUUCUCAAAUUGAGUCUGACGUUUGCCGUAAACGCUACUCUAAAUCUCUCUAAUUACGGCAUUUUUGUGGCGAUGACAGAGACCAAAACGCUGAAGUUGAUGUUAUUAUUAUUAUUAUUGUUAUAUUUUUCAGAUGCAAACGUGUCCACUAACCUGCCAACAACUGUCUUCACUGAUGCAUGGAAACCACGAAUGAGAGAGGUAAUUGCAUCUUGUAAUGUUCAUUUUACAACUGAAUUGGUUACUGAACGGCACAUCCGGGGAUAUAUAACAGAACCGUCCAAUGAGGCCUUUGCAUUUGCAGUUGAUCAGUCACGUGGUACGAAACCUCUAUGCUGGGAGGCAAGACUAACACACUGAAACAAAGGAGUACCAUUUAACCUGCCGUUAUCUUCUUUUUUUACACGGAAAUAAAUAGAGGAUAUUACAAGGCUGCGCGGAGAUACGAAAUUUCUUUUCUCUUGUUGAAGAACUAUUUCACUCGUUCGCGCCUAUUUAUCAUAUAAACACCAAUGAAAUACCAAACCAUUUCACUGUAGUAGAUUUUGGCUGUGAAAGGCGCGAUUUAAUAUGUAGCCAUAACAGCGUGGACCUUUUCACGUGUGAAGAUAACAUGCUAUUUUCCCGUGUGAAGAUAUCAUGUUUUCGCCCGAAAGUUCACCUGGUAUUUUAUUAGUGUUCACAAAAUAAUAAAAAAAUACUUUGUUUUUUAGAUUCAAGGAGCCAUCAUGGUUGCGGCCAUGUUCCAAAUUCUAAUCGGCUUUACUGGACUGGUUGGAUUUCUGCUCCGUUUUGUUGGACCACUAACUAUAGCUCCCACCAUCACAUUGGUGGGUCUUGCACUCUUCCAGGCCUCAGCAGACUUCUCAGGUAUAAAAACAAUCUGA